This is a messenger RNA of Pocillopora damicornis (cauliflower coral), 6619 nucleotides long. RefSeq lists its product as uncharacterized. Gene Ontology annotation, molecular function: protein binding. The record is from RefSeq and is a predicted model, not a curated record. Lineage: Eukaryota; Metazoa; Cnidaria; Anthozoa; Scleractinia; Pocilloporidae.
AUGUCUCUCAGCAAAAAUUGCCAUUAUUUUAAUGAUUUAAAUGAUUAUGAAGUAUUAAUUAUUUACACAUUCUACAGAGAAAAGGAAAUUACCUCGUCUGCACGAAACUGCAGGAAUAAUUAUCGAUACGCUUAUCUAAAUUUACUUCCGAGAAAAUGGUGGAAACAUCCAUGUUAUGAAAAAUUGAAUUACGUUUGGCAAGAGUUCAACAUGGCAUCACUUUUGGAAAAAAACUAAUUUAACUAACCAAUGAUAUAUGACUAUUUUAGUUAAUAUUUAUAAUCAAAAUAUUGUUAUCUUUCACGAUCGAGGGAACUGCUAAAAGAGCUGUAGGCCGCAAAAUCCAUUCAUUAGGUUUGGUUAAAUUAGGGAAACCCAAUAUUAUCUUUCCCGUAGGUAAAAUGUGGUUUUCCAACCACCUUACAUCACCUGCCCUAUCAACAAACGUUUCAAAAGUUCACUUUCUUCUUGUCGUUGCUGGACGACAAUUAAACUCGGCUGGUCCGUUUUAGACAACUUUAUUCACGGGUUUUACACUCACAACAACACCGCUUUUUUCCGCUCACGUUACUACAAACUCAACUUAUCUCAUCUCACACACGCGCACGCGGCCCCUAGUAACGAGCUGCUACGCGGCUAGAAAUGAAAGUACGCGAAGCGGGAGGGACACUUCUCUUAGAGAAAAAAGCGCCUUUCUUUAAAAGUUAUUAGUGUUCUGUACAUCAGCGUGAGUUUUCAAAACAAAUAAUGUGUCACCUGGCUCCCACUGGUGGGAAGUAUUUUUCAAGCCCAAGAAACCAGUACGAAACCGUUUUCAAAAUAUCAUUUAACAACGAAAAAGGCACGCCAUCGAAACUGCUUUGUGGAAAACUCUGGCGACCAGAUGUUCCAUGAUCGGUUUAUUUUAUGGAAGAAACAAUUUGCGUUGUAAACAAGAAGUCUUUAAAAGCAAUGCCACCUUUAUCGCACAAAGAAUACAGCAGGGCGGAGGGAUUAUCUUUGAGCUUGCUGUGUAGGGAAAUAAGACAAAUUUAAAUCUAAGCUAUGCGCGUAAACUCCUUUUCUAGAGUUCUUUUGGGGUGCCCUGAAGACACGAUAACAAUUCAGUCAGCCGACGUAUAAUUUACUCAUUAUUCAUUGUCACCUUUUCUUAUUCACAAAAAUAGAAAGUUCCUCAUCCUCCAAAAAGAGCUUCACAAAAAACGACGACAACGUUCGCCUACAGUUUCUUCAGACACUAUGUAAAGAGGCAUGUCUGGUAUGCAGUACAAAACCUUUACUUUAAACUGGAUUGAGAACCCGCUAAUAUCGCCUUUUCACAGCUGGAAAACUUUGUUUGAUAUUGCAUUGUCAAAUAAUCAAAGCCAAUUUAAAAUUCAUAUUUAGGUGGUGCUUACAGCCGAAAGCCAAUCGGCGUGAAAUAUAACUGGUGUAAUUUACAAUUUUCGAUUAAGGAGAUGAAGGGGUUAUUGAUUUUUUUAUGGCGGGGUCUUUUAAGUCAGAUAUUGUUCUACCUUCCAAACAAAACUUGAAAUAACAAAAGGUUUCCUUUUGACUUGUAAAAAUCUUAAACUAUUUCGAGGUCGCUUUUUAGGAAACAUGAUCAGCAAACACCUUCAAAAUCCUUAAAAAGAUGAAGGAAGAAAAAAGCGCAAGAAACAAUCAAAGUUUUGGAAAACGUUAAUCAGUAUUCAAAAGGGAAACCUAUCAAUUUUACGUCAGAUUAUUUACUCAGAUGAUAGUGUUGGUGUCGUCAUGAAUAUUCACUUUUCCACGUGCUUUAGUCUUUAUUCGCACGUUUGAGCUAGUCAGGGCUAUUAUUGUUCCAUUAGCCUUCACCCUGAGGCGACCACGUUGGAUAUUCUGGUGGUAUCAAUAGCGGAAAGGGUCUUGUCUUUUUGCUUCGUUUAACAGUUUGGGAACUGUCUGAGGGGCAAUGGCGAUAAAGGUGUCUGUUACUGGUUUGUUUUGUUUCUGCUUUCCAAUAGUUCUUGCAUCAGCGUCUCUGGCGGCCGAUGUCGACCUAUGUGGUGUCGGUAAAAUUGAAGGUAAAAAUUUAACCCUGGCGUUGAACUUCACCGAAGAGAAUGCCAUGAAAAACGGCGGAGAAUGUAGCCGUGUUGUAUUUCUAGAAUCAGCGCGGGUAAAACUUGUGGUCGAGCAAUUUAACCUCGCUAAUGGAGCGGUCUUCGAAAUAUACGACGGCCCAAGCCCUGAAAAAGGCCAACUUCUCGGUUUAAAAGCGGACACUGGGUUGCCACUGACGUACAUUACCACGAGUAACGCUUUGUUCAUUAAGUUCAGAGAUAGCCAAAAAAAGGAAGGGCCUUCGAGUUUUCGCGGGAAAGUCGCUCCGGAACCUUAUCAGCACAUGUGUCGCUGUCGGUCUGUAGAUAAUGGAACUCUAGAGUGUUCUGAGAGUGAUCGCGAAAGAAGUUGUAAAGUAAAGUGUCAACCAUCAUAUAUGGACUUGUCAAUAAGUAAAGAAGUGAAGUGCGAUCUCGUGAAAGGAGAAUGGGAUAUUGAUAUUCAUAACAUGCACAUCGCUUGUCAGAAGGUGCAAAGCCCAUUACAAAUCAAAGCGCUGUUGCAGUUCGAUUACGUUAAUGCAACUUGUAAAGAUGCUGACUCGGAAAAAAUAAAAAGUGCCUUCAGGGUGUCCAUGGAACAAAACAAUGACGUAAAAACCAAGGGUGUGUGUUUUGCUCCUGGUGGUGAUGAAAAUGUGGAUUGCAAGGGGAAGGAAGUUCAAGUGAACUGCACUGGUGACAAGCCAGCCAGAAUGAUAAUAACAAUUACAGACCGUGUAACAAAACCUCCAACUUUAAAGGAAGCCAAUGUGAAACUUCAAGAGCUGAUCACAGCAUACAAAAACUUGAACCUUGAUAAUGUUUUGAACUCCAAAGAUUUAGUCAUGAAUAAUGGAAGUGACUCAUUCACUCCAGAUAAGGCAUCAGCUUCUAUAAAGGUAACACCUCUAUGUGAUAAUCUACAACACUAUAUUAAGGUCCCUGGUAAUGAUACAUCUUUUGUCUGUUCCACCUGCCCACUGCACCAUGCCUAUAACACGUCUACCCACAUGUGUGAGGAAUGUCCCUCCGGAAGUAGAGCAUCUUCUGGUGCAAUCUCCUGCACAAAGAGUGAUGGCACCAUUAAGAUGACCCCCAUUAAGACUCCAUGCAAUAGUGCGUGCAUGAAGGGAAGACAUGUGGAUUCGAACUCUAAGAUGUGUGAAUGGUGUCCACAGGAUACUUACCAGAACUCUUCAACAAGGCUUAACCCCACAUGUAUGCCUUGUCCUGAUCAAAAGAAGACCAGCUUUCCAGGAGCACAGAGUGUAGAGGAAUGUCGUGACCCUUGUUCAUCAGGUUCCUUCUACAACACAUCUAGUGGUGCUUGUCAGAGUUGCACUAUCGGUUCUUACAUUGAUGUUGACAAUCAUGCACUCACCAAGUGCAAGACCUGUAGUGUGGGUAAGACAACCAGAGCAACUGGCAGCAAAGACAGCAGUGACUGUUACACAAGGUGCCCACCAGGCCAGUUUUACAACUCAGAUUCAAAACAGUGUACUCCUUGUGGAAAAGGUAAAUAUCAAGACAAGAUGGGCGAAGACACUUGCAUGGAUUGUCCUAUGAACAAAACAACUCUGAAUCCAGGAUCAAAAAGUUCUGCUGAAUGCAUUAUGUUAUGUGGACCAGGACAAUUUCUUAUGGAAUCUAAUGGAAAGUGUGAUGAUUGUCCAAUGAAUACAUACCAGGAUAUUAAUCAGCAUCAAAACAAGACAUGCAAGUCCUGCGGACCAGACAAAAUCACAAAUGCAACAGGGAAAUCUAGCAUUUCUCAGUGCUUUGAGAAGUGUAGCAAGGGCCAGUUCUUAAACAAGUCUUCCACCAAGUGUAAAAGGUGUCCUGCAGGAGAGUACCAAGAUCAGCUGGGUCAAGAGCAGUGUAAAAAGUGUCCACCAGGUCAUUACCAAGAUCUAACAGGCCAAGAGCAGUGCAAAAAGUGUCCAGCAGGCAAGUACCAAGAUCUAACAGGCCAAGAGCAGUGCAAAAAUUGUUCUACAGGGGAGUACCAAGAUCUACCAGGCCAAGAGCAGUGCCAAAAUUGUUCUACAGGGGAGUACCAAGAUCUAUCAGGCCAAGAGCAGUGCAAAAAUUGUUCUGCAGGGGAGUACCAAGAUCUACCAGGCCAAGAGCAGUGCAAAAAGUGUCCAUCUGGGGAGUAUCAAGAUCAGCCAAGCCAAAAGCUGUGCAAAAAGUGUCCAUCUGGGGAGUAUCAAGACCUACCAGGCCAAGAGCAGUGCAAACAGUGUGGUACAGGAGAGUACCAAUAUCUAUCAGGCCAAGAGCAGUGCAAAAAAUGUGCUACAGGAAAGUACCAAGAUCAGACAGGCCAAGGGCAGUGCAAAAAUUGUUCUACAGGGGAGUACCAAGAUCAGCCAGGCCAAAAGCUGUGCAAAAAGUGUCCAUCUGGGGAGUAUCAAGAACAGACCAGCCAGAAGUACUGUAAAAAGUGUCCUGAAGGUAAAACCACUGAAAACAAGGGAACUGAUGAUUCUAAAGCAUGCAUAACUAUUGAUGUAAAGAGCAAAUUUGAAUUGUCUCUUAGAUUUGCUUCUCUUUCUUGGAGUGAAGAACUUAAAGAGGAAGGGAGCAUGAAAUACCAAGAGACAAAGGCAGUCAUUGAGAAAGCAAUCCAAUUUGAGUUCCGCUAUGAUCAAUCAUUCGAGAGUGUUGAGGUAACCAACCUAAAGAAAGGCAGUGUCAUUGCAGAGUUUGAUGUGAGCUUCAAUGACAAAGCUGAUUACAAUCCUGUAAAAGUUCUUCAAGAGGCAGUAGAUAAAGGUCACGUAGGAAACUUGACAGUUUCUCCACAGUCAUUGAAUAUUCUUCAUCAACCAUGCCAUCAACCUCUAGGCAUGGAAAAUGGUCAAAUCAAGAACAAGCAAAUUACAGCAUCAACAUUCUUCAAACAUCAUGAGCCAUCGGAAGCCAGACUGAAUGCAGAAGGAGGGCGGGGCUGGCAUGCUAAGUAUUUCAAGAAGACGGAGUACUUGCAGAUUGACUUUGAGAGUGAGGUCAACAUAACAGGUGUGGCCACACAAGGAGUAUCCUCUGAAGAACAUUUUUAUGUGACAGAAUACAAGCUUAAUAUGAGCAAAGAUGGAAUUGUGUGGCAUGAAUACACUGAAAAUAACAAAUCAAAGGUUUUCAAUGGUAAUAAUGAUGCAGAAACUGCUGUGAGAAACGACUUUGCACCAUCUGUGCAGUCUCGGUUUAUCCGAUUUCUGCCUCAAAAUUGGAACGAACGCAUUUACAUGCGUGUUGAGGUCUAUGGCUGCAAGCCCAUCAACCUGCCUGUUCCAUCACCUACAACUGAAGCAGAUGUUGCUGCAGUGACAGCAAAAGAGGAAAAGUGGCCAUGGGGAGCAUAUCUUGGCAUCAUGUUUGCAAUCCUGCUUGUCAUUGGAGUUGUGGUUGCUGUCAUCUGCUGGAGGAAAAAGAGCCAAGAAAAGAGAGAGGAAGCUGGAACUGAUGAAGCUCUGAUGGGAAUGAGGAAGCAUGGUGAUGGAGAGUACAGAGUCAUCGAGAAAAAUGCUGCAGAGCCUGACGAAUAUGAUGAAAAUGUAGUUUGAGUCAAAUUAUCAAAGACACAAAAGUUGAUAAAAGAGGCAAUAUAACUUGCGCCUUUUCAAAGACAAAAAUAGUUUAGUCAUUAUAAAGUUAUGUCUGUCAAACUCAACAUAGGAACUGUGUUUUUUUCAUAUCAAUAUUAACUUUUGAUUGUUUCUUAGAUAGUGAAGUACCCUGUGUAACAGGUGCUUGACUUGACAGGGUGUAAUGGUGAUUUAGCUUAAAAGAGUACACAGGCACAAGAGACAGAGUACUGCUUUUCUCACCAAGCUCUAGCUGCUCAAUAGGCUAAUGUGUAACAAAUUAUAUUACAUUUAUAUUAAAUUAUGAACAUAAUUUUUACCAUUAACAGCUAAUAUCUGGAAACUAUGCAGAAGACCUCUUGCAGUCAACCAGACAUCUUGUUCCAGAUACAAGAAACUACGUCAAUAUUUUGUCUCCUUGGUUACUGGCCCUCCUUGCCUCAUUUCAGGGUGAAGAUUCUUUCAAAUUUCAAAGAUGACAAAGAAUCACAGUAAUAAGAGAAUAAGGAAAAAAGUCACCAUUUUGGAGUAAGAUUUAUAAUGGCUGUCAACAACCAGUUACAAGAAGACAAAGUAAAGAAAACAACUCAAUGAUGAUGAUAAUUUUCCCUGAAAAUCUAAACAUCGUUUUUCAUUGCUUAAAUGUUUUUCUUGUGGUUUUUAGCAUAGAAACUUUUGUUUGUUCUGACUGAAGUUAAUUCACAUUUCCUAUUUUCCAUUUCAUGUUGCAAAAAUAGGGACUUUUCAAUUGAAAGGAGUUUGGCAUGCCUGUGAUCUUACAAGAGGGCAAUAAAGUCUAGUGAAAAUGACAAAAAAAAUGAAUAACAAAGUAUCAUUGUGGUUUGGCAGCUUAGAUCUUAGGCCAUAUAAAACAUACAAUUUGCAAAAGAAGUUUUGGUCCAUAUUAUCCCUUAAAUUUGUAGACUGCAAUUCCCUGAAAUAAAUGCUAUUUGAGAGUUG